Messenger RNA from Nilaparvata lugens (brown planthopper), 1217 nucleotides. RefSeq names its product trypsin-like. The record is from RefSeq and is a predicted model, not a curated record. NCBI's taxonomy places the organism in Eukaryota, Metazoa, Arthropoda, Insecta, Hemiptera, Delphacidae. The coding region runs from base 91 to 708 and encodes 205 amino acids. Gene Ontology annotation, molecular function: serine-type endopeptidase activity. The transcript has 5 exons. Gene Ontology annotation, biological process: proteolysis.
CGACCUUCAAGAAGAGGAAAAUGGCCCUGGCAGGUGGCAUUACUCAACAGAUUUAAGGAGGCAUUCUGUGGUGGCACCUUAAUCUCCAGCAUGUGGGUGGUGACAGCUGCUCAUUGUGUGAGGAAGAAGCUCUUCAUUAGACUGGGAGAGUACGACCUCGCCACCAAGGAAGGAUCUGAACUAGAAUUCAAGGUUGAAAGGGCAAUAAAACACCCAUACUAUGACUCAGAAACAGUCGACAACGAUAUAGCACUUUUGAAAUUUGGCACGACUGGCAGAGCUCCUAGCGGCCAUUUGCCGAACCCCGUUUGCUUGCCACGUGGCUACCAGGCGCUUCCCCCCACCUCCUCACUUUGCACCAUCAUUGGCUGGGGAAAACGGAAGGACACUGACCACUAUGGCACUGACAUUCUGCAUGAGGCACAGGUUCCUAUUGUAUCAACUGAUGAGUGUCGUGAGGUGUAUGAAGAAUACAGAAUAACGGACAACAUGUUCUGCGCCGGUUACAGGGGUGGCCGCAUGGACUCGUGUUCAGGAGACUCGGGUGGCCCCCUGCUCUGCAGAGAGUCAGCCGACAGUCUGCGGUGGACCAUUCACGGCAUAACCAGCUUCGGGGAGGGUUGUGGCAGGAGGGGAAAGUUCGGAAUAUACACCAGGAUGUCAAACUAUGUCAAGUGGACCAAAUCUGUUAUGCGCCAGUAUUCGUAAAGGACGUCAAAAGAUACCUAACUAUUAUUAAAUUAACUAUUUAAGACUAGAAUAUUGUCUAGAAAUAUCAUGAAUCUAUUGUAAAGUUACAUAUAGUCCUAUUUCGGACUACUUGUCAUCUCAAUUUGGGAGAGGAAUAGCACAAGUUACCUUAUUCUUCCUCUCCCUAUCAUUUGAUAAUGUACUUAUUGUAUAAAUGAUUAAGGAAUAAAUUUAUUAAGGGAUAAAAAUACAUGUUUCGACACCAAUGGUGUCAUCUCCAAGGUAUCACAAUUAAAUUACUCCGGUUUCAAGCAUCUUCUAUGUGGAUGAAUGUAUGGAUGUCUUGAGGGAAGAAAAUUACAUGUCAUAGAAUUAUUACAAAAUAAAAAUUUCCUUUAAAUCAACUGAAAUUAAUCGAUUUCUUCCAGGGGGUGUUCCUGAAGGCAGUGUUUUUCUUUGACGUCUCCUCUUUGCACUAUCAUAUUUUUCUGUGUUUUUUAUUGAUUGUGACGAUUCAAUGUUGUGAA